AUGGCUACCGUAUCCGGAACGGAUGGAUGUCUAUCUCACCUGAAAUCGUCCCAAACGUGGACUGGCGAUUUCCACAACAAAACCAGAGUGUUGCUGGCCCAUAUGUGGGGAUGGGUGGCUGUUACCGCCUUCCUUCAAACCGCAGCUCUCUACGCUAUUGAUUCCGAAUGGUGUGGGGAUACACUGGCGAGCCCCGACGAGAGACACGGACAACGUCCGCACAUAGCCAAGCCACGCCCCACACCAUCAUACAGGAUGACGACGGGCGUGGCCUGA
Molecule: messenger RNA, 276 nt
Organism: Haemonchus placei
Lineage: Eukaryota; Metazoa; Nematoda; Chromadorea; Rhabditida; Trichostrongylidae
Source: the annotation of a GenBank genome assembly